UGGCUACUACAUUUACAGUUAUUUCGUGCUUUUCCAACGUGACUACACUCUCCGAAAGCGCGAAUCCUCGUGGAGUCGGUUCUGGUUGGGGCGGCAACUACUCGUCCUCUCAUUCCGGUCGCGAAGUUCAUGGCUCAUGGUGCGCUGCGGGUGUGAGCCGAAUAUCUGGUGUUUGCAAUCGAAGUAGGUUUACCUAUUCCGAAUCGAUGUAAAUCAUGUGAAUUGCAUUUCAACUUCUCAUUAGCUAGUUUUAUCAAAUUUGUUUGUGAUGUCAACGUUCGUAGUGAAACAUAAAGGACAGACGCACAACAUCGGAAGAUUUUUAAAAUAUCAUCCUGGAGGCUCGAAUACUCUGGUCGGCUUGAAAGAUGCCGAUGUUACAGCAGCUCUUAAGGCAACUGGCCAUUCCUCGGCAGCCUACGAACUUCUGAAGGAUUACAGAGUUCAGGAGGAUAAUCUCCAUGCACCCUUCAGGGAGGAAGGCGAUUUGGAGAGCCUGGUGGACUGGGAUAAGCCCAUGCUCGGUCAAGUCGGGAAGCUGGGGCCCAAGUACAAAGAAUGGGUUCUGGCACCAGUCGAUAGGAAGUUGAGGCUCUUCGGCUCCGAAUUCAUGGAGCAACUCACUGUCACACCAUGGUACCUUAUUCCUAUAGUCUGGGUUCCUGUCUCCAUAGGUCUCGUCUACCUUGGAUAUAUUCGCUUCCUCACCGUCGCAUCAUUCACCUCAUUUGACCCAAGUUCAGUAUAUCUAUGGGUGUCUUUGAUGUAUUUGCUCGGGUUGGUGCUCUGGCCCAUGAUCGAAUACAGUGUCCAUAGAUGGAUCUUUCAUCUGAAACCACCAGACAGCUCUCCUUUUCUCAUCACCGUUCAUUUUAGUCUUCAUGGAUUACACCAUAAAGUACCGUUUGAUGAUCGGCGCCUGCUACUGCCUCCUGUUCCCGCUGCAAUCUUACUCUCUAUCGCCUACUUCAUUUAUUCUCAGUUAUUUUCCUAUUGGAGUGCUCCUCUAGUCAUGGCUGGUACAAUCACAGGUUACACUAUGUAUGACUUGAUGCAUUUCUAUUUGCAUUAUGGGUCUCCGAAGGAAGGAACCUAUCUCUAUACUAUGAAACGUUAUCAUAAUCAGCAUCAUUUUGCCCAUCAUGAAGAAGGUUUUGGCAUAAGCAACAAUAUUUUGGAUAAAAUUUUUGGUACUCUUAUUCACUUAAAAAAAUUAAAUCGCAGUCUAGUGUGGUAGCUUGCUAAUUUGUUCUUGUGCCUUAAAGAAAAUGCUUGGUCAUGUACAAGAUCUGAUUUUCUCCCAUUUUCUUAGCUUUCUCGCCUUUUUUGUUCUGUUUUGUCUGUAUAAAUAUUGUUUGUUAUUAAAGUUCUCAUAAUGUAUAAUUAACCAUAUGCGCACUGAACUUAAAAAUUCAAGCAACUAUCAAGACACAAAACUGAUGGAAGUCUUGGUUUUCCUUGUCUAUUUUGCGCUUAGUUGAAUUGCCAAUUUGAUCUUUAUUAAAUUUGAAAUGCAUUCAGUAUUCUCUCUCGUGUAUACAUCCUUAAGUAUGUGUGGUUCAUUUUAAUAGUCUUAAUGUAGAUAAGCAAAAGUGUGGAAAAGUAUACCUAUCAAUUUUUUCCCCUUACCUUCAUUCAUAACUUUUUCUCUCCAUAAAAACAAACAAUCUCUACAAUCUUUUAAGAUUUUUAUUUCCUCUCUUGUAAUAUUAAGUCUAUUUUUGUGUUUUCUAGCAUCGGGUUUUCUUCUAUUUCUCUUUCUUACGUUAAAUUUGUUAAAGUACUUAGUAUUUUAUUUUUUAUCUUGCUAUCAUCUGUCAAUGAACUUCAUAUCUUUCCCGUUCCUAUGUCCGAUUUAUUUUCUUCCCUUUAAAACACAAAUCAUCAUCAUUCUAAAUUGUCCAAGUGUGAUUUUUUAUUUUAAGAGAAUCUAUGUGGACGUUUCAAAAUUUAUUUUGAAAAACUCAUAAUCCUGUUAAAAUUAUCAAAUGAUUUACAGAUUUUCAUACUUAAAAAUGGGCUGAACAGAGUUAAGGUCAGAUGACAAUUUUAUGUCAUUCUACAAUCAGAUUAGAGUCAAUAUUUAUUGGGGGGCGGGGGGGUUAAAUAUAUCUUUAAUUUGUACUGUCACACUCUCAAAUACUUUACCUUUCAGACCUUGUGGAUUGGAGAGCCUUUUUUAUUCAUCCUGCAGACCUUGAUUGUAAUUACCUUAUCAUUUAUUAACAUUUGUUAGAGACUCCUUUUAACUGAGUUUGGAAAAAAAACUGUCUAUUAAGCACUAAGAUUUUUAUCUCUUUAUCUCUGUCUUGAUGUUUCCGGAGCUAGUGCAUUGAUUUUCUUAAAAUAUGUAUUUUUCACGCUUUUGCUUUCUAUGGUUUUAUGAUGUUAUAUUAUUACCUACCUGUACAAUGUAAUGGAAUAGGCUUCUUCUCUUUUCACAAUCACAUUAUCAAGUUGAUGAAAAGAAAUUUUAGAAAGUUGAAAGCAGAUAGUGAAGAAAAUGUAUCAAUCUGCAUACAUGACUUCUGUAUUCACCCAGAUCAAAGUUUCUUCUCAUAAUAAACACGAGAACAGAGACUUUUUCUGUUCUAUUGAAUUUCUCAUACCUAUUUUAAUUGUAACUGGUGUUCAAUAUCAUUUUUUAAUCUUGUCCGAUAAACUCUCCUCUCUCUUUUUUUGCACAAAGGUUGCUGAAUUGUGUUCACGGUUUUACAUAUGCAUUAUGAAAUGAUAAAACAAAGACGAAUGAAGCAGCAGCAAGAUUAAAGCAUGUUUGACUAAGUAAAAUCUUAUGAAAUGUGGU
Messenger RNA from Bemisia tabaci, 2806 nucleotides. It is a transcript of the gene Fa2h, whose product is annotated as Fatty acid 2-hydroxylase. Gene Ontology annotation, cellular component: endoplasmic reticulum; membrane. Gene Ontology annotation, molecular function: fatty acid 2-hydroxylase activity; heme binding; iron ion binding. Gene Ontology annotation, biological process: fatty acid metabolic process; lipid biosynthetic process. Lineage: Eukaryota; Metazoa; Arthropoda; Insecta; Hemiptera; Aleyrodidae. The record is from RefSeq and is a predicted model, not a curated record.